GUAAUUAGUAAACUUUUGUUCUUGACACAAUGGUGCGAGAAGCCAAGCAUAACUGCUGGGUCCUCCCACUGUGAGCUGGGUACUGAUUCUGCAGCCAAGAGCACAGCAGGAGCUGCAGCAGAGCUCUUGCCAGUACCAGCAGCUGGAGGGUGCACUGAACUGAGGGGUAUCACUGUCUCUGGGGGUGGAUUGUGUUUUCAGUGAACAGACACUGACCUAUAGUGAAUGGAAGGAGAUAUGAAAAGACUUAGGUGAAAUGCAAGGUGAUUUUCAAUUUUUAAAAAGAUCACUGACAUUAUUUGUUUAGUGUUUUUAAUAUUAAUUUCUCUAAUCAUUUUGUGACAAGCUUGUCUUUUGUACAUUUUUGGGAGUAUGAGCAUUCCUGGUCUACUGCUCAUGCAGGUUCUGAGCUUUUUAUAGAGAUUGAGACAUCCACUGGACAAGAAUCCACUUGUCCCUCUUGUGCAAAUCCUGCAUGCCUGUGGAAGCCCACACCGUAUAUUUUGUUCUGUUUGGUGAAAUGUUAGUUUUUCAGUUACAGUGCAGUCAUACCUUCCAUGGUCAGUUCUAACAGUGCUGCUUCUUGAGUGAGAACCUGGAAUGUAUUGUUUAGUGGAGAAACAAGUGGCAGUAACACCUGUUAAGUUUGGUUUCCUUGCUGCUUAAUUUGUGGUAUCCCUUUGUUACUGUUUUUUAUCUCAUGGUGUAAGCAGUGCCUUGGGAUAGGAGUGGAUUAGCUGCCCUCAAAGCCUUUGGGUCUCCCUUCUUACUGGAGCUGUUAAUACUUCUUGUAAUCAGCCUAAAUGGCCUCUUCACAUUGCUGCCUUAUCUAAGUGCUUAAAAUCCUUGCUUCAGCAUCUCUAGUAGUCCUGCCUCCAUCUAAGUGAUGGUACUUCUAGCAAGUGCCUGACAAUAGCAUUUGAUGCUGGUGAGUCCGUUAUUUGGGAUUUCUUACCCUGCACAAUUUCAGCUGCAAAAAGAGGAGGGAUAGAAGAAGUUGUCAGAGUCUAUGUGUAAAUGCCUUUUCUUGGCUGCUGUGACUUGACCCAGGCUGUGCUGAAGAUCUCAAAACAAUAUUGUAACAGAGUUAAUAGCUAUCAUUUUAUUCUGGUCCCUCCUUCCAUCAACCCACGCUGGACCAGACACGCUCCAGAGCUAAUAGCAAAAUGGGAUAAGCAGUCUUCCAUGAAGGUAAUGUUAGUGUGUGCUGAGCAUGCAUGCAUGCAGACUGGGGGGAGUGAUUAAUGCCCUGGGAAUCCACUCUCUGCCUUGCUGCACAAUGCUGUUGUUUCAGGCCCAGAGCUUGGCACCAGGCAGGCUGUGGUUGAGCGCCAGGAACACAUUACCUGGUUUGUGCAGGAUCAGGCAGUGAGACAGAGCCUGUGUGUUCUCAGCAGGGCAAGUUCCUGCUGCACCACAGCUUCAUACUUGCACAGUGAGGCUCUCUUUGGAUGCAGGUCUGCUGCUGGGCGGGGGCAGGACUCCUCCAGCCUGACAUCCCAGACUUUGCUCGGCUGUGGCAGAGCUCUCCCUCCCUCUGGCAGGCAAGGAUUACCCAUCCUUGAGGUGAGAGGUGCUUGGCCAGCUGUCAGGAGCUGUGACUCACAGGGGAUCCCAGGCGGAGCCCUGCUCUCCCUGCAAUCUGCUUUUCCUUCUGGAGCCUCUGUGUGAGCUGUUGCUGAAUGUUUGUUUUCACCAGAUCAGGGGUGGAUCUGGGAGAAGCUUGGGUCCACUAUUAAGCCUGAAGAGUUGGACUCAGUAAGUUUCCAGUCUGGAAUAUGUUGGGAGGCUUCCUUCUCUAGGUGGGGGUUUAUAGAAAAUGUUGGCAGGCAGCACUGCAGGGAGUAUGACAAGGCCAAGGUCCUGGAAAACAUAAUAUUUUAUGUUCAGUUCAUGUCAUGGAGCAAGCAAACUCCACAAGAUUGAUUCACUACUUGCAAAUACAGGGGCACGCUGUCUAUACUCCAGUGGAAUCAGAUCUUGAUCUUGAUCUUCUUAGUACUGCUGAAGGAACAUGAGCCUGUUGGGAUUCUUUUCUUGGCAGUUUCAGAAGUUGCUUCAUUCUUUCUUAUGAGCUGCCUCACAGGGAUUGCUUUGGACAUGAAUAGGUUAGUGGUUUAUUAUAACUGUAAUUAAUAUAUACAUGCUGUAACUAUUGCAGUCCUGCCUGUCCCUCUCUUCUUCUCAUUGGAAAAUCUUGCACAUUUUAAUGAUGAGUUCCCAGAGCUGCAGGUGUGUCACAGGAAGUGACACUCCUGUUCUCAUGGGUGGCAUCAGUGGCAGGGCUGUAUUCUCAGCCCCAGUGACUGUAGCAAAGCCAGGGUUUGAGUCUGCAGCACACAUACUGUAAUCCUUGCAUACCUCAUUCUUCCAUUACACCUUUGACAGAAGACAUACAGGAAAUCUCACUGUACCAGUAUGUGCUACCGGAGAAACUACCCCAAGGCAGCAGUUACACCUGCAAUAUGCUUUUCCCUCUUUGUCCAGUGCUGCUGUGAAGUUGGAAUAUUCAGGGUAUGGCAAGGAUUCCUAGGAGCCUGAGCUCAGCUGGCAGCCUGUCUGAGGGGUGGAGGGCAGCCUGGAUGCCUGCGAUGGGCUGCUGCUGCUGUUCCCAUGAGAACAUGCAGCAGCAUGCCCCAGCCACCCCACCUCAAACAGCACAAGGAUCCUGACUUGUUUUUAGUAUUUUCAAACUAAUUGAUGGCUCUUCCAUCUUUUUCCCUGCUCCACAUGGUCAUGUUUUUAAUACUGUUACUCCUUCUGCCUCAGUAGGUUUCUGCUAUCCUGAACUGCAGCUCUUUGUGCUCCUGAUUCACUCCAGUCCAUUCAUCUCUUUUUGGUGGCAGAGUGCUGUCUGCUGCUGGAUAUUGGGCUCUUUGUUUGUACAGCCAGCACAAAGCUGGUGACAAAGGGACAGCCUGUGUCCCAAGGAGCCCACGUGCUAUGGGGAAGGCAGUGGAGAGCAAUAGAGUGACAGACAGACAGGAUGGCAGAGGUGAGGCUGGCCAGGGGCACAGCGUGCUGGCUGCAGUAGAGGAAUGGCUGGGGGCGGGGAGAGACGUGAUGAGGAAGCUGUUCCUGCUGAGUACAAACCCUCUUUGUUCCCAGGAGGUGAGUCGGACUGGAUAAACAGAAUGGUCCCGUCAGCAGAAAGCCUUUCCCUGGCUGGAUCCCCCACUGGCACGCUCACUGGAAGUGGGCUGCACCUCGUUAGCAGGGACACAUUUCUCCUCCCUGUGUUAGCCUCCGCUCUUCCUGACUCUCCGGGGCUCAGCUUUAGGCACUGAUCUGCCUUCAGACCCUGCACAAUGGAGGCUGGCUCCGUGGUGCGGGCAGUCUUUGAUUUCUGUCCCAGCGUCUCUGAAGAGCUGCCCCUCUUCGUGGGAGAUGUCAUCGAGGUGCUGGCUGUGGUGGAUGAGUUCUGGCUCUUCGGCAAGAAGGAAGGUGUCACAGGGCAGUUUCCUAGCAGCUUUGUUGAACCUGUGGAUAUUCCCCCUUUGAAGCAGGGAGAAAAACUGUUUGUUUGUACCAAUGACUUCACAUCGCAAGAGCCAGGAAGCUUGUCAUUGCAGAGAGGAGACUUGGUGAUCCUGGGGGGGUCCCUGGCCUCCAGCUGGCUCCAGGGCAGAAGCAGCUGGGGUUCCAAGGGCUUUUUCCCCUCAUCAUGUGUGAGGGAGCUGUGCCUUUCAGUUCGGAGACGUCAGCUGUCCCAGAGUACUCUUGUGGAGGUGCCUGCCUACUCACUGGGCCAAGCCCGGGCCCUGAUGGACCUGUCUGCUCAGCUGGAGGAGGAACUGGACUUCAGGGAAGGGGAUGUGAUCAACAUUGUCGGUGUCCCAGAGCCUGGCUGGUUUGAGGGUGAGCUCAGAGGCUGCAGGGGCAUCUUCCCAGAGGGUUUUGUGGAACUGCUUACUCCUCUGCGAGCACCAGGAACCUCAGUGGAUCCAGAGCCCACAGGGACUUGUGACACCAAUGGGACAGUAGAGGUGCCCCCCAAAGAUGACGAGGAGCCAGGGAGUACUUACGGUGUUGCCCUCUAUCAGUUCCAAGCCCUGGAGUCCAAGGAGCUGGAUUUCGAUGUGGGUGACAGGAUUCGGAUCGUAGGCAUUCUGGAGGAUGGCUGGCUGGAGGGGGAGCUGAGAGGAAAACGUGGCAUCUUUCCAUACAGAUUUGUAAGGCUGGAGGCCUCUGAGGCUUGCAGGGAAAAGGUGAAUGCUGGGGAUCUGCAAGGUGAAAGCAGUUGUGGAUUGACCAUCCAUCAAGAGCCAGAAGGCACCUGCUCUGGAACUCCUCCUUUGCCAGGGAAAGAUAGCAGGGAAAAGGAGGAUGGCUUGGCUGCGUACCCUGAGCCUGCCCCUGUUUUGUCUGACAAGGCAGGGAGGUCAGAGAGUCCUCUUGGCAGUGACUUGAGACAGCACCAGGCCUUUCCCAGCACAGGACACCAAGAGCCACAUCCCAAAGGCACGGUGGGCUUGGUCCUCUCUGACCACACAAAGACAGUCAAUGGUGUUCUCCCAUCUGCUCAGCUACCUUCCCCACAAGGCAACAGGCCUGGCCAAGGUGAGCUGGAGCCUGGGGGGACCAUUUCAGCCACCUCAGGAAACUCAGAAACUCACAUCCCCCCUAAGCAUGAAGGAGACAGCCCCACUGUGCCCUUGCAGGCUCCCCACUUCCCCCAGAAUCCUUGCAGAAGCCAAGCAAUUUCAUCUCCUAAUAGCUUGGCAGCAUCCCAGCUCCAGGAGAGCCAGAGCAGGACCCAGGACCUAGACAAUUGGAUGGACAGUAAACUAGAGAAGUCCAAGCCCUGUUCCAGCUUAGGAACUGCCCAGGUGAGCCUGGACACACGGUCUGGGAGCUGGGGGGAGUGCUGCCCUCUUGCAGUGCAGGGGGACAGCUGCACGGACCUGGACUCCAAACUGACAGAGCAGCUGGCCCAGUUUGAGAAGAGUCUGUCAAGUACUGGUGCAGAGCAGGACAAGGUCUCCCGUCACUUCUCUAUCUUGGACUACAGCUCUGAGAAGGACAUUGUCCGUGGGUCUCCUGAAUCUGUGUCCCACUCCAGGCAGGCAGAGAGGAGAAGGGCCCUGAGGCCACCCCCUCCUCGGCCCAGCAGCCUCGGGACAGCCGCUGUGCACACGCAGGGUGGCCGAGGGCCCAAAGGCAGGUCUCUGUCCUUCUCAGUCAAACCCUCCCGGCCUGCGCCCCGGCCUCCAUCCACCUACCAGCGCAAGAAUGUGGCCCCUGCACAGCUUCAGCCCAGCACCCCAGAGCAGAGGGUGGAGGAGGGACGUGAGGACUCAACACAGGCAGGAUCAGCCUCCUCCAGCUCCAUCCUGCUGACUAGAAUUGGAGAGGUGGAGCGAGAUCUGGAGGUGUACAGCAAGACCCGUGCCGAGCUAAGCCUGAUGCUGGAGGAGCAGCAGGAUGAGCUGGUGAGAGCAGAGACCAUGGAAAACCUUGAUUUCUGUGACUCCAACAUUGAGAGCCUCAGCAUGGAGCUGCAGGAGUUGAGAGAGAUGACUCUCUUGUCCUCCCAGACACCAUCGCUGGAGCCAUCCUCGGCCACCACUGAGAGCGCAGAGCAAAGGAUGCUGGAGAAGAGGGCCAAGGUUAUUGAGGAACUGCUCCAGACAGAGCGGGACUAUAUCAGAGACCUGGAGAUGUGUGUGGAGAGGAUCAUGGUACCCCUGCAGCAGGCACAGAUGCAAAACAUAGACUUUGAGGGCCUUUUUGGAAACAUCCACAUGGUAAUUAACUUCUCCAAGCAGCUGCUGUCCACCUUGGAGGCUUCAGAUGCCAUCGGGCCAGUGUUCCUGACACAGCGUGCAGAGCUGGAGAGUGUCUACAGGGUGUAUUGCCAGAACCAUGAUGAGGCCAUUGCACUGCUGGAAACCUAUGAGAAGGAUGAGAAGUUGCAGAAACUGCUUCUGGACCUGCUGGAUAGCCUCAGGAGCCUGUACAGUGAAUGGGGUUGCACAAACUACAUUAACCUGGGCUCCUUCCUCAUCAAACCAGUGCAGAGGGUGAUGCGGUACCCGCUGCUGCUGAUGGAGCUGCUGAGUGCUACCCCUGAGGCUCACCCUGAUAAGGCACCACUCACAGCUGCUGUCCUCGCAGUCAAAGAAAUCAACGUCAACAUCAAUGAGUACAAGCGCCGGAAGGACCUGGUGCUAAAAUACAGGAAAGGGGAUGAGGAUAGCCUCAUGGAGAAGAUCUCCAAGCUCAACUUCCACUCGAUCAUCAAGAAAUCCAACCGUGUGAGCAGCCACCUCAAGCAUCUCACAGGCUUUGCACCCCAGCUAAAGGAUGAAGCCUUCGAAGAGACAGAGAAGAACUUCCGGAUGCAGGAGCGUCUGAUCAAGUCCUUCAUCCGGGACCUUUCCCUGUACCUGCAGCACGUCCGGGAGUCAGCUUGUAUGAAGGCACUGGCAGCAGGGAGCAUGUGGGACCUGUGCACAGAGAAGGGAAGUGGGGACUUGGACCAGUUCCAGAAAGUGAAUCGUCUCAUCAGCGACCAGCUCUUCUCCAGCUUUAAAGAGCGCACAGAGCGGCUGGUGAGCUCGCCCCUGAGCCAGCUGCUGAGCAUGUUUGCCGGGCCCCACAAGCUGGUGCAGAAACGCUUCGACAAACUCCUUGACUUCCACAACUGCACCGAGCGAGCGGAGAAGCUGAAAGACAAGAGAACACUGGAGGAGCUCCAGUCAGCACGCAACAACUACGAGGCCCUGAAUGCCCAGCUGCUGGACGAGCUGCCCAAGUUCCUGCGCUUUGCCAAGGAGCUGUUUGCCAGCUGCGUGCGGGGCUACGCCGAGGCACACUGCGACUUCGUGCGCCUGGCCCUGGAGGAGCUCAGACCCCUGCUGUCGUUGCUGAAGGUGUCUGGCAGGGAAGGGAACCUCAUUGCCAUCUUCCAGGAUGAGCACAGUCGAGUCCUCCAGCAGCUCCAGGCCUUCACCUUCUUCCCAGAGUCUCAGGCGGCUCCCAGGAAGACUUUUGAAAGGAAAAGCAUGGAGCGGCAGUCUGCGCGGCGGCAGCCCCUUGUUGGCUUGCCGACCUACCUCCUGCAGUCGGAUGAUGUCCGAGCUGCCCUCCUGGCCCGCUAUCCCCCAGAGAGUCUCUUCCAGGCAGAACGCAAUUUCAAUGCUGCCCAAGACCUGGAUGUCUCCCUGUUGGAAGGAGACAUUGUGGGUGUCAUCAAGAAGAAGGACCCCAUGGGCAGCCAGAAUCGCUGGCUCAUAGACAAUGGGGUGACGAAAGGCUUUGUGUACAGCUCCUUUCUGAAGCCCUACAACCCCCGCCGCAGCCAGUCAGACGUCUCUGUGGGCAGCCACUCUUCCAACGAGUCGGAGCACAGCAGCUCUUCUCCCCACAGCAACGCCACCCUGACCUUCAACCCCAGUGGGGCGGCCGUCACUUUCACUCAGAAGCCCCUGCAGGACUCUGUCUCCCCAGCAGACGUGUACCAGUCCUCACAGCCCCCACUGGAGGUGGACUCGGCCUGCCUGCCCCAGCUUGGCUCUGGUGACAGGACAGCCCCACUGGCUGGUACAGGGAGAUCUCAGCACCGCUACAGCCGCCCUGAGCUGGGCAGCAGCCCCAGCUCUCGCAACGGGCACCCCACCAAAGCUCAUCUCAGGUCCGUGCCCUCAGUGGAGGACAGAGACUCUGGACUGGAGAACAGCGAGUCAGAGGGCAACCAGGUCUACUACGCUCUCUACACCUUCAAAGGCCGAAACACCAAUGAGCUGAGCGUGUCAGCUAACCAGAGACUCAGGAUCCUGCAGUUUGAGGACAUCACAGGCAAUCAGGAGUGGUGGCUGGCUGAGGCCCACGGGAAGCAGGGCUAUGUGCCCUCGAGUUACAUCCGGAAGACAGAGUACACGUGAGGCAGCAGACAGCCUGCCUUGUUCCUGCUGGGACUGCUAGGGUCUGGGGGAGGCUGGCCAGCCCUCCAGCCCCCACUGCUCACCCUUAAGGCUAUGCCUCUCAAGCUGUGCAGUGCUCCUGGGCCUCAGACACUGGCUGUCAUCACUCCUUCAGGGGAGGAAGGAGGGUGGAUUGACCAGGUAGGCAGGAAGCAGGCAGCCUCUGUGAGGGCAGGGGUGAGUUUACCUCUGAGGUGUGUUUGAGCCUCCUGUGUCCAGCCAGGAGCAGGGGAGCAAAGCUUGGGGCUGUUGCCUGCCCAGAAGGGUAGGGCUUGACUCAGGUUGCGGAACUGCUGUGGAUUUAAAUUGUGGAAGGUUAAUGCUGAGUUUCUGGAGAUUGUCUUUAGUCAAGUAGUAUUAAAAGCAACCCAGACUUUGCGAAUAUGCUCCCUGUGCAGCAGAAGCCUGGUAUCACCUGUCUCUGUAGGACUCAGGGUGGGAUAUUUACACUCUGCCUGGGGAAGCAGCUCUGAGGUCUGCUGGGAAUGUUGAGCUCCUGGGAGCGCCUGGGAUGGAUGUGGGCUCUGAAACCCUCACAACAAAGCCCCUAGCAGGUGCCUUCUCCCUGUGCUUGGUCUCCCAAGGGCCUUGGCCUUUCUGAGGUCUGCUGCUGCCAGCAGCCAUCAGGUUCUCAUGUUCCAUGUGAGCCAGAAGCCCAGAACGCCAUGCCCUUGUCAGCAUAGUAUUGGCUGUGCCCAGGACCCAUCUUUGCACUGACAUGCCCACCUGGCUGCUCUGGGCUGGGACAGGGCAGAAGGCAAAGUACAAGCUGUCCUCCAGCCUGGUUUUUGGGGUAUGUGACCAGAAUUGCCUCACCUGUGCUUUCCUGCACAGCAUUAGAGAGUGCCGACAUUCUGGAGUGGCAGGACUGUCCCUGGGAGGGCUGUGGUGCCUUUUGCUGGGUUGGUGUGUGAUACUGCUGCUGCCCUGUCCUGAAGGAAAGAGGAUCCUUUCAUGGGGCAAUGUUUGUAUCCCCUGUACUGCUGCUCUGCAAAUAAAGAUUUGCCCUUGUGUAUAGAA
Messenger RNA from Catharus ustulatus (Swainson's thrush), 8945 nucleotides. RefSeq names its product dynamin binding protein (gene DNMBP). The record is from RefSeq and is a predicted model, not a curated record. Lineage: Eukaryota; Metazoa; Chordata; Aves; Passeriformes; Turdidae. Gene Ontology annotation, molecular function: guanyl-nucleotide exchange factor activity; protein binding. Gene Ontology annotation, biological process: intracellular signal transduction. Gene Ontology annotation, cellular component: cytoplasm. Bases 3309 to 7886 code for a protein of 1525 amino acids. The transcript has 17 exons.